Messenger RNA from Condylostylus longicornis, 1089 nucleotides. RefSeq names its product serine protease 27-like. Gene Ontology annotation, biological process: proteolysis. The transcript has 5 exons. The record is from RefSeq and is a predicted model, not a curated record. NCBI's taxonomy places the organism in Eukaryota, Metazoa, Arthropoda, Insecta, Diptera, Dolichopodidae. Gene Ontology annotation, molecular function: serine-type endopeptidase activity.
AUGUUUUCUGUUUUUGGUAAAAAUGGUCGAGAUUGCAGUUCUUUCGAAUUUCCUAAUUUUGAGACACAAUCGUCUCAAAUACUUCGUUCAUUAUUUAAAAUAAAAUCAAAAAAUCCAUCUCCAAUUAAUCCAAAAAUAAAUUUUUUCGAUAUAGUUGAUCAAAAUUUCCAAUCAAUAGAUGAUACAAAUUCGUUUCAUUCACUUAGUAAUCUUGAUGGUUUACAAUGUGGAAUUCGGGAAAUAAAUUAUGUACCUCCAAGACAAUUUCGUUCUAGUAGAAUUAUAGGUGGCCAUGAAGUUCCUUAUGGUGCUUUCCCUUGGCAAGUAGAUAUACAAAUUUAUAAUUAUCGAGCAAGAAGAUUUCAACAUCAUUGCGGUGGCGCUUUAAUCGAUGAUCAAAUUGUUAUAACUGCUGCCCAUUGUCUUCAAGUUCCGAAAAUACAAUAUUUAAGAAUUGUUUUCGGAAAUCAUUUUUUGAUGCAACGAAAUCUUUUUGAACAUGGUUAUCGGGUCGAAGAUAUAAUCAUUCAUCCAAAUUACAGAAAAGAUGGACCAUAUAGUAAUGAUAUUGGACUACUACGUAUUAGAACUCCUCAUUCAAUUGGGAUUGGUUUUAAUUCACAUAUAAGAUCAGUUUGUUUACCAGAUGUCAAUAAUUCACCAAAAGUAGGUUCUUGGUGUACAGUAACUGGAUGGGGAGCUUAUAAUGCUGAUAAUUUACAAGAAAUCGCCAGUUCUUUACGUGCGGCAUCAGUUCCGAUUUUGGAUUUGGACAUAUGUAAACAAAAAACAGUAAAUGGAAAUCGUGCUCAAAAAGUUUUAGAUUCUAUGUUAUGCGCUGGAUUCAUACAGGGAGGCGUAGAUGCUUGCUCUGGAGAUAGUGGUGGUCCCUUAACCUGUGAAGUAAAUGGAAAAUUUGUUAUAAGUGGAAUAGUAUCAUGGGGAGAUGGCUGUGCGAGAAAAAACCGUCCUGGAAUUUAUACUAAAGUAGAUGCUUACACGAAUUGGAUCAGAGAAACAAUUGAAAAAUUAAAAAUUUAAAACGAUUUUUAUGUAUGCAAUCUAAUCCUGAUUAUUGUAUAUGCUUAA